Manihot esculenta (cassava) is the source of this 1727-nucleotide messenger RNA. Its product is annotated as protein NODULATION SIGNALING PATHWAY 1. Lineage: Eukaryota; Viridiplantae; Streptophyta; Magnoliopsida; Malpighiales; Euphorbiaceae. Bases 1 to 1632 code for a protein of 543 amino acids. Gene Ontology annotation, cellular component: nucleus. The record is from RefSeq and is a predicted model, not a curated record. Gene Ontology annotation, molecular function: DNA-binding transcription factor activity; sequence-specific DNA binding. The transcript has 2 exons. Gene Ontology annotation, biological process: regulation of DNA-templated transcription.
AUGACUAUUGAGGAACCAGAGCCAAACCUCAUCUCAGAUCACAUACUAGAUUGGUUAGAAGAUUCAGCAUCUUUCCUGCCUUCCUUCUUCGAUGAUCCUUCCAACUACAACUCCGGCGAUGUAAACGGCUGUCAAUGGUGGAAUCAAACUGAAGAAAUCUGCCAAGGUCUCAGCAGCACCACCAAUACCACCUUAAAUGCACCAAGUGAUCCCACAUCUUCCAAUCAUCAACAACCUUCCAAUUCUUCCAGAAAACGGGGAGCCACGGGUGACCCAGUUCCUAAAACAUCACAGAAUCAUCAUCAGGGGAAGAAGCAGAAUCAUCGGAUUCGGAUCAGCAAUGAAGAUCAAGAUGGUGAACAAGUAAUUGAAGUGGUGGCAGGGAAAAGAUCAUAUAGAAAAAACAAAGGAAAUAGUAAAAGCACAGGAAAUAACGGGAAUAACGGUAAUAACAAGGAAGGAAGAUGGGCAGAGGAUUUGCUUAACCCUUGUGCAGCUGCUAUCACCACCGGAAACUUUUCGCGUGUUCAACACUUUCUCUAUGUUCUCCAUGAGCUUGCUUCAUCCGCCGGAGAUGCUAACCACCGGCUAGCGUUUUUUGGCCUUCAAGCUUUGACUCACCACCUAUCAUCUUCAACAACCUCUGCCUCUGUCGGCCCUAUAUCUUUCACUUCCAUAGAGCCAAAGUUCUUUCAGCGAUCUUUACUCAAAUUCUAUGAGAUUAGUCCUUGGUUUUCAUUUCCUAAUAACAUUGCAAAUUCGUCGAUCCUUCAAAUUCUUGCUCAAGAACUAGAUCACAAGCAGAGUCUCCAUAUUCUUGAUAUUGGGGUCUCCCAUGGUGUUCAAUGGCCUACGCUUCUCGAGGCCUUAACUCGCCGACCUGGAGGACCUCCUCCUCUGGUACGCAUCACGGUCGUUACUGCCACCGUCGAAAAUGAUCAAAACACUGACACCCCAUUUUCAGUAGGUCCUCCGGGAGAUAAUUUUCCCCCAAGAUUACUCAAUUUUGCCAAGUCCAUGAACAUCAACUUGCAAAUCAAUAGACUUGAUAACAUCCCGUUACAAAAACUCAAUGGACAAAUCAUUAACACUAACCCCGAAGAAAUCUUAAUAGUUUGUGCUCAAUUCAGACUCCAUCAUCUAAAUCACAACAAUCCAGAUGAGAGAACCGAGUUCUUGAGGUUUCUGAGAGAUAUGGAGCCAAAAGGAGUGGUACUUAGUGAAAACAACGCAGAUUGCAGCUGCAACAGUUGUGGGGAUUUUGCAACAGGAUUUUCAAGAAGAGUGGAUUACUUAUGGAAGUUUUUGGACUCAACAAGCUCAGCUUUCAAAGGCAGAGAUAGUGAAGAAAGAAGAGUAAUGGAAGGAGAGGCAGCCAAGGCAUUAACGAAUCGUGGAGAGAUGAAUGAAGGGAAAGAAAGAUGGUGUGAAAGGAUGAGAAGGGUGGGGUUUGUAGGUGAGGUUUUUGGAGAGGAUGCCAUUGAUGGAGGUCGAGCAUUGUUAAGGAAGUAUGACAGUAACUGGGAGAUGAAAAUAGAAGAAAAAGAUGAGUGUGUUGGGUUAUGGUGGAAAGGGCAGCCUGUUUCUUUCUGUUCAUUAUGGAAGUUGGACAUGAAUAUGAAAGGGAAAUGAUAGUUUAGAACAGUUGCAGCUCUCCUGUCCUGUUUUGAGCUUUCAUAUGUAAAUUCGAGGAAGUAAAUAGAAAACUACGUCAAAAUUUGUUCUAA